Suhomyces tanzawaensis NRRL Y-17324 is the source of this 1716-nucleotide messenger RNA. It is a transcript of the gene CDC23, whose product is annotated as anaphase promoting complex subunit. Gene Ontology annotation, biological process: cell division. The record is from RefSeq and is a predicted model, not a curated record. Gene Ontology annotation, cellular component: anaphase-promoting complex. The coding region runs from base 1 to 1716 and encodes 571 amino acids. Gene Ontology annotation, molecular function: protein binding. The transcript has a single exon. Lineage: Eukaryota; Fungi; Ascomycota; Pichiomycetes; Serinales; Debaryomycetaceae.
AUGGGAGAGACCAGAAAUGAGAAACUACGGGGGGAUUUAUUUUAUGCUAGUACUUUGCUCUCAGAAUUACACCUUUUCCAGGCAGCCAAAUGGUGUGCAGAAGCAUUGAAUGGCCUCCAAGAACCCGAUUCACCAAUAGACAUCCCAAUUGAUGUUCCCACGCAGAGCCCUCAGGAGCUAGCAGAUCGCCCAAGGGUUUUGCUUGCAAAGACCUAUAUGAAUUGCAAAGAAUUUGACCGAGCGGCUCAUGUUUUGAAGGGCUGUCAAAGUGGAAACGCGUUGUUCUUAAGACUUUACUCGAUCUUGAUUCUGGUUGAUAAGAAGGCAACAGAAGAGACAGAUGGAUCCAUCAACAUAGGAACAUUCAAUGAGAUCAUUGAGCCGGACGGAGAAACCAAUGAUAAGGAAGUGGUCAGUGGUCUAAAUACAAGAUUGUCAAAAAUAUUACAAGAAAUUGAUGCGUUCCAUACUUCUGGUCAAGAGAAUGCAUUUUUAAGCUAUUUAAGUGGAGUUAUUUACAACAAGAAGAAGAAGUACACCUUGGCGCAAAAUUGCCUAUUCAGUUCGCUAAAAUUGUUCCCAUAUAAUUGGUCAUGCUGGCAAGAAUUGAUAGCAUCCCUCAAUCUGCUUGAUGAUGCUCUUGAGUUUAUGAAUAAAAUUAAGUCAUCGAAAAGUUCACUUUCUGGAAACGUCAUGUUUCAAUUUUUUGAGGUUGUAAUACUUCAGGAAUUUUAUCAACUGCUGAUACCCUUGUCUGAUAGUCUUGGAUCGCUUAUCUCCAUAUUUCCAAAGUUUAAUUUCUUGAAAGUUCAGCAGUUUUUAAUUGCAUACCACAAUCUUGACUAUUUUCAAGCCGAAAGCAUCUUUGAUAAGAUACUUGUGGACGAUCCACUCAGAUUGGAUGACUUAGAUACAUAUUCAAACAUGUUGUAUGUCAUGGAGAAGAGGUCCAAACUUUCAUUUUUAGCACAGUUUGCUUCAACCAUAGACAAGUUCAGGCCAGAAACUUGCUGUAUUAUUGCAAACUACCACUCAAUGAAAUGUGAACACGGUAAAGCUAUCAUGUACUACAAAAGGGCUCUCACAUUGAACAAGAAUUGUUUAAGUGCUUGGACCUUAAUGGGACAUGAAUUCGUUGAAUUGAAAAAUUCACAUGCUGCCAUUGAAUCUUAUAGAAGGGCAGUUGACACUAACCCAAAAGACUUCCGAGCUUGGUAUGGUUUGGGACAAGCAUAUGAGGUUUUGGAUAUGCACUUGUAUGCUCUCUAUUACUACCAACGUGCAACCAAUUUGCAACCUUUGGAUAAAAGAAUGUGGCAGGCAAUUGGAAAUUGCUAUGAAAAGAUCGAUAAGUUUGAAGAAGCAAUUAAAUCUUUCGAGAAAGCGUUGACUAUUGAUAGUUAUAACAAUGAAGACAAUGAUGGCGUAUUCAGCACGGAACCACACAUUUGUUAUCGUUUAGCAACGAUCUCGGAGAAGUUAGGAAGGACAGGGGAUACAUAUAAGUAUAUGAAGCUCUGUUCCGACCAGGAGUACGAGUGGGGUAUAAGUGAUGCUACUUCGAAGGCAAGGCUCUGGUUAGCUAGAAAUGCUUUGGAUAAUAAUAGAUUUGAGGAGGCUUAUGAACUCGCUAAAGAUUUGAACCAUAAUAAUGCACACGAUAUCGAGGAAGCACGAUCUAUCGCCAGGGAUGCUAGGAAUAGAAUGUCGAAGUAG